This is a messenger RNA of Eruca vesicaria subsp. sativa (arugula), 1597 nucleotides long. The record is from the annotation of a GenBank genome assembly. NCBI's taxonomy places the organism in Eukaryota, Viridiplantae, Streptophyta, Magnoliopsida, Brassicales, Brassicaceae.
AUGGCGAAUUGGUUAACGUUUGCUUUGUCACCAAUGGAGAUGAUGAAAUCACCUGACCAUCAUCAUCAUCCUCACUUCGUCUCUUACGACGAUUCUUCAACUCCUUACCUCAUCGACAACUUGUUUGUUUUGAAAGAAGAAGCUGAGACAUCAAUGGCGUCUUUCUUCGACUCGCAAACUCAUAUUCCAAAACUUGAAGACUUUCUCGGAGACUCUUCUUCUUCCUUUGUUCGUUUCUCCGAUAACCAACCAGAGACGCUAGACUCUUCUGCUUCUCUCUACGAGCCACGUCAUCAACACGGUUUCAAGGAGAUGGUAGAGGCAGGUUUUGAUAGUGUUUGCACUAAGGAAGGAGCUUUAUCUCUAGCGGUGAACAACAGUACUGAUCGUUGUUGCAAUAAUGGUGAGAGAGUCAAGAACGGUAAGAAGAAGACAGUUUCUAAAACAUCAACUGAUGAUUCGACAAAGAAGAAGGUUGCUGAAACAUUUGGACAACGAACUUCGAUUUACCGAGGAGUCACACGGCAUAGAUGGACGGGAAGAUACGAAGCGCAUCUAUGGGAUAACAGCUGUAGGAGGGAAGGUCAAGCCAGAAAAGGACGUCAGGUGUACUUAGGUGGAUAUGACAAAGAAGAUAGAGCAGCUAGAGCCUAUGACUUAGCUGCUUUAAAAUACUGGGGUCCUGCUGCUACUACAAAUUUUCAGAUGUCAACUUAUUCAAAAGAAUUGGAGGAAAUGAAUCACAUGACCAAGCAAGAGUUCAUUGCAUCCAUCAGGAGGAAGAGUAGCGGUUUCUCGAGAGGAGCAUCGAUAUAUAGAGGUGUCACAAGGCAUCAUCAACAAGGUCGCUGGCAAGCAAGAAUUGGCCGUGUUGCAGGAAACAAAGAUCUUUACCUUGGAACCUUCGCUACUGAAGAGGAAGCAGCAGAGGCUUAUGACAUAGCAGCUAUUAAGUUCAGAGGAAUCAACGCGGUGACUAACUUUGAGAUGAACCGUUAUGAUGUUGAAGCCAUCAUGAAAAGUUCUUUCCCUGUAGGAGGAACAUCUGUGAAACGACAUAAACUCCCUCUUCUUGAACCUCCUCCUCCUCCUCCUUCUGAUGAUCAUAACAUCCAACAACGUUUGCUUCCAUCUUCUUCUACUUCUUCACCGGACCUAGACCCUAACUCAAUCCCAUGUGGGAUUCCAUUUGAGUCUUCAGUUCUCUACCAUCCCCAGAAUUUCUUCCAGCAUUAUCCUGCAAUCCCUGAUCCUACAGUGCCUAUGAACCAAGCUGAUCCGUUUUUCAUGUGGUCUAACCAGUCUUACUAGAAUCAUAUGGUUAAAUGUUGGUUCAAGAACUAGAGCGGCUUAUCUUCUUGAUUUUGGCUAAUCUUACCAGAGAAGAUUAACAUGUUAGUGGUGCUAUCCCUUUCUUUUUGUUAACUGUAGGCUCUAGGAUGAAGCAGAGGGGAGAAAAGUUGAAGAAACAUAAACUUUUGGGGUUAGUUUUGUGUUAGUGUUAACUUGUCAGUGGUGGAAGUGGUAGUUGUUUCCUUGCUUAGAGGUGGUUUAUGGGUUUUAGUAUGCUUUUUUUUGUAUGUAAUCGGCGGAUAAC